Molecule: messenger RNA, 2853 nt
Organism: Pecten maximus
Lineage: Eukaryota; Metazoa; Mollusca; Bivalvia; Pectinida; Pectinidae
Product: neuronal acetylcholine receptor subunit beta-2-like
Exons: 2
Coding region: 384-1043 (219 amino acids)
Biological process (GO): signal transduction; monoatomic ion transmembrane transport; regulation of membrane potential
Cellular component (GO): synapse; neuron projection; membrane
Molecular function (GO): extracellular ligand-gated monoatomic ion channel activity; neurotransmitter receptor activity; transmembrane signaling receptor activity
Source: RefSeq, a predicted model, not a curated record
AGAGAAUGACAAUGCUGUGCUGAACUAGCGUGAAGUCCGUUAUCUUCCAUGUCUUUACAGCCGUUGUGUAUCGAGAACAUAAAAAACCACUAUACUGAUGGAGCAUGAAGAUGACGAAGAGAUUCCUCAACUAAAUGAAAAUCUGAUUUUCCCACUGGUGUUCCUCCUGGAUAACGUUUCACAGUUCUCAGUAGCAUUGAAUUGAGGUAUUUUACAUCGGGGUGUGUGGCUCCAAUUGUGUGUGUUUAGCAGGACUUUCAAAAUGAUUUCCUAUUCGCUAAGGGAAUUGGUAUUACAAUGUCUUAUUGCUAUCCUGUUGGCUACUACUCUCUGUGAAGCUUCAAACUCAACUCAGAGAAGCAUUCUCCAUGACAGUCUUCUGAAUGGGUAUAACCGUAGAGCCUAUCCCUGACGGUCCGGGUGGUGGGCCAGUUCAGAUAUUUGUCCACUUUAGUCUGAUGUCACUGAAGGAUUUUGAUGUCCAGAUGAGCCGGUUUGCUGUUUCCGGUUUUCUCACCUCGUCAUGGAGAGAUGAACGACUGAAAUGGCUGGCUUCGAAUCAUGACGAUAUUCGUUCGCUUCGUUUGAAUCAGGGUGAGGUUUGGACUCCUUGCUUUGUGCUUUGGAACUCCGACGCGUCCUUGGCCAAGAUUGGGUUUGCUGAUGCGCCAGUUAGAGUUUCUUCUGAUGGCUUGGUAAUUUGGAAUCCUGGACAGGUGUUUGUGACGUCAUGUAAUGCUGACGUCACAUAUUUUCCUUUCGAUAUUCAGCGUUGUACAAUGGAUUUCCUUUCGUAUGGCUAUAACAUGGACGAACUCAAUAUUACUGUUGAUGCCGCAAUUGCUUCUACAGACGACGAGACAUUGAACACCAUGUGGGAAAUCCUUCACACGAAGCUGUUUGUAACGGAAAAACAGCAUGAACAUAUGCUACAUGUCUCUGUAACAUUCAAAAGACGCGGGCUCGUCUUUGUCCUACUUAUCAUAAUGCCUGUGGUUUUAAUGAGUCUCGUGAAUCUCGCUGUCUUCUUCAUUCCCUGCUGAAGAAGGAAACAGAGUAGACUUUGCGACCACCAUGCUGCUGACUAUAUCCGUUUCUAUGACAGUCGUGGGUAGCUACCUUCCGCAGUCUUCUCUCCCUCAGAUCUCUAUCAUGUGUUACAUGGUGUCAAUCCACGUGUUCAUUAGUAUGCUGGUAAUGGUAUUCACUGUCAAGAGUGUUCAGCUCUAUCACAAGUCUGACACGGAGGAAGUAUCUAUUUCAGCGAAAUUCUUCACGAAACUGAUGAUGCGAAGAGGACGAGAUAACAUUACAGUCGUAUACCCCGCAAAUCAGGAACUCACUAAAGUGCAGGAGUUUGAGAGACCGAAAUGGAUUAGAAGUUCAGAUGAAAAUGAAAUGAACGGCGAUGGAAAACACAACAAUCAGGAUGACAAAGAUGAUCUCAACCCCACGGAGGAUGUAUAUGCCAACAUUACCUGGAGCGAUGUUGGAUCUUCUUUUGACAGGUUUUCUUUCGUCGUCUUCAUUUUGUUGAUCGGCGUUCUGGAUUUCGUCACUAUUGCUAUGGUGAUUCAGGGCGGUAAGACUCUAGGUGAUUAAAGGUGUGACAUUCUAUAGAAUAUACCUGUGACUGAAUAAUAUGGUUAUACAUGUCGGUAAGACAUCUUCCUAUGUGAAUUAAAGGUGGUGAAACAUUCUAUAGAAUAUACCUGUACCAUAAACUUAUAAUAACUCGGACAGCGAGGACUGAAGAAUAUGGACGUGGGCCUAGAAGUAAUAUUUAUCUCCAUCUGGCACCGUGCCAUCAUAUUGUCUAACUUCCUUCGUGAUUUUACCCCUGUUUCGAUCCGGGAAUUCAGGAUGUGAGACUCGCCUUCUUAUUGGACAGCACAGCCUGAUUCCUUCCUCCUCUCACUCGUGUUCAGAGAUUGUCCUGUCGUGUCCAACUUCAUGUUAGGUAUUAUAGGGGACAUCUAAUGUGGGGCAAUUACGAAUUACAUACAAGCAACGAUUUAAUCCAUACCGCAUGUGUUUGAAGUUCCUUUAAAAUAAAAUGAUGAAUACUAUGAAACUAAUUGAAUUAUAUGCAUAUUUCAUUUCCUAGAUUACUAGAUUAGGCCAUUUCAUUUUAGGAAAUAGAGAAUGUGUUUUAGAGCUCACCAAGUUAUGGAGUAACGUGUUCUGGAGCUCACCGAACGUGGUAAGCAAUGUGUUCCAGAGCUCACUAAUGGAAUAAGGGAAUGUGUUCUAGAGCUCAUCAAGUGAAUGAGAUAAUAUGUUCCUGAGCUCUUCGAGUGAAGUAGACCAUGUGUUCUGCAGCUCACCAAAUGAGAUAAUCAAUGUGUUCCAGAGCUUACUAAUGGAAUACGAGAAUGUGUUCUAGAGCUCUCCGAGUGAAGUAGACUUUGUGUUCUGUUCCAUGUUUUACACUGAAACGUUUCACUCGGUAAAAAUUACAAACAAUGCGGCAGACAAAAUGGAAACAAAUGUAAGAUUGUGUUGAUAACAUAAGAUAUGUUUUGUAAACAUUACUGAAAAGACUAUUUUACCACACUAUUUUCUUUUGUUACGUCACAAGAUAUAUAUAUAGAUAUAUAUAUCAAGAUGUUAUCUUGUCAACAUUGAAAAAAUGGAAUCUCCUUCUAAUUAUCAAAUCGGUAUUCAUAACAUAAUGUAAGGGGUGUUAUUGUAAUAACAACAGGGUUAUUGUGUAAAAAUACUUCCAGUGCGGAUUAAAUAUGCUAUGUCUGUUAUCUUAUCCUUUUCUACUUUUGUAAAUUUGUUGAAAUUAAGUGCAUAUACAUGAUAUUCACUCGUGGUUUUAUAUUGAUAAUUAAUUAAUAUACUAAU